Ochlerotatus camptorhynchus is the source of this 2844-nucleotide messenger RNA. It is a transcript of the gene Vps39, whose product is annotated as vacuolar protein sorting 39. Gene Ontology annotation, cellular component: membrane; cytoplasm. Gene Ontology annotation, biological process: autophagy; endosomal vesicle fusion; intracellular protein transport. The transcript has 7 exons. Gene Ontology annotation, molecular function: protein binding. Bases 88 to 2772 code for a protein of 894 amino acids. The record is from RefSeq and is a predicted model, not a curated record. Lineage: Eukaryota; Metazoa; Arthropoda; Insecta; Diptera; Culicidae.
ACUUUUUCUACACCAGAAGCAACCUUUACUGUUUUCUUAAUCGUUUGAAAUAAUUUGUGAUUCGGCUACAUUUAUUAGAUUUGCACCAUGCACGAAGCGUAUAUCCUCUAUCCGCCGGAGAAGAUUCCGGUCCAGAUUGAAUCGAUGACGGGAUUUGAGAAUAAACUGAUUCUCGGAACGCGUCAGGGCCAUCUGCUGAUGUACUCGUUCGAACCGAACCCAGAAACGAACAAACUGGACCUGCAGCUGUUGCAGUACGAUAAGAACUUUAGCAAGAAACCCAUCACCCAGAUCGAGGCCAUUCCCGAGUACAAGCUGAUCUUUAGCCUAUCGGAUGGGGUUGUCAACGUGAACGACUAUAGCCGGCAUGGCUUCCCGCUGAUCCAUAUGGCUCAGAAGACGAAAGGUGCCACCGUAUUUGCGUUGGAUAUCAAGAAAUCGAAAUCGUUGACCGGGGAACUAGCACUGGUCUGUCGCCUCUGCGUAGCGGUGAAACGUAAGCUUCAGUGCUACUAUUGGAAGCAGAAUGAAUUGCUGGAUUUCGGGAAGGACAUUGAUCUCAACGAUGUACCGAAGACCAUCGCAUGGAAUAACAACUGCAUCUGUGUCGGAUUCAAAACUGAAUAUGUAAUCUACGAUCUUUCUGGGGAGCAACCGAGGAAGAUCGACCUGUUCCCGACGAGUUCAUCGAAAUCGAUCGAACCUUGCAUCUCGCUGAUCGAGGAUGGCGUCUUUGCUGUCGCCAAGGAUGAGUAUCUCGUGACGGUCUAUACGGAAAAGUACACAAACGAUGGGAAGGACAAGGGGACCGGUUUGGUAAAACCGGAUGCUUCACUGUUGACGACCAAGGACACCCGCAAUUUGAAAUCGUUGAGUUGGAGCGAACCAUUCCAGGGGUUGGUGUGGGAUGAACCGUAUAUCAUAGGGCUAGUUACGGACGGUGUAGAAGUGCGCGUUUUCGACAAUGUGGACAUGUCGGACAAGGGGACGUUGAUACAGAGUAUUCCUCAGCUGCAGAAAGCUCGAUUCAUAGCUCGUGGAAGGCAAGGUCUGCUGUACGCGGCGUCGGUUUCACACUUGUGGUGUAUCCAGGCAGUAGACAUAUCGAAACAGCGUGCACAUUUGCUACAGGAGGAGAACUUCCAUUUGGCGCUUCAACUGACGAACAUUUCCGAUGAAAGUCCGGAAUUCAAAAUUACCAAGGUCAACGAAAUCCAAACGCGUCACGCCUACAACCUAUUCGUGAACAAAUACUUCCGCGAUUCGAUGAAAGAGUUCUCCAACCUGAAUACCGACCCGAUUGAUGUGAUAAGGCUCUUUCCGGAUUUGCUCCCCGAUAGUGGCAAGAACAAGUUGAGUUCUUACUCCAAGAAGCCGGCACCUGUGCUGGACGAAAAAGACAUCGAGAAUGGCCUACUAGCACUGAUCGGUUAUCUCACAGUGAUCCGCUACAACCUACGGCAAGAUCUGAUCAACAAAACCGAUUCCAAGCUUUCUGCGGGGAAGAAUAUUUCUGCCCUGCUCUCGAUCAUCGAUACCACGCUGCUCAAGUGCUACCUGCAGACGAACGAUUCCAUGGUGGCUUCGGUGCUGCGUAUGAACUGCUGCUAUCUGGAAGAGUCCGAACGGGUGCUGAAGAAGUACGACAAAUACGUGGAACUGAUAAUUCUCUAUCAAACCAAAGGCCAACAUAAGCGAGCCCUCCAAUUGUUGCAGGCUCAGGCUGAGACUCCAGGAUCUCCUCUCUACGGCCACGAUCGGACUAUUCAGUAUCUGCAGCACUUGGGUAAUGAGCAUAAGUUUCUUAUAUUUGAAUUCGCCGGAUGGGUUCUGGACAAGUACCCCGAUGAUGGAUUGAAGAUUUUCAUUGAAGACGUUCCGGAGGUUGAAAAUCUACCCAGGGCUGAAGUGUUGGAUUUUCUGCUGAAGGAUCAUAAGCGGUUGGUGAUUCGUUAUCUGGAGCAUAUAAUCAACGUGUGGAACGAGGAGAAGGCGUUGUUCCAUAACAUUUUGAUCCAACAAUAUCGGGAGAGGUUGAUUGCGCUGAAAAAUGAUGCUGAUGUGGAGAACGAUGUUCAAAAGAAAACCGCUCGAGAUACCAUCAAGGGAAAACUGUUAUCUUUCCUGAAAAAAUCCACAUAUUAUCAUGCCGAGAAGGUGCUGGGCGACUUUCCAUAUACCGAUCUGUUCGAAGCACGUGCUAUCAUUCUUGGACGUCUAGGUAAACACGAAAAAGUCCUAGCCAUAUUCGUCCAAAUCCUCGGCGAUUUUGACAAAGCCGUUGAGUAUUGCGAUCAAACGUACGAUGCCGAUGAUCCGAAAAGCUGUGACGUCUACGUCACCUUGAUCAAAACGAUCCUCACGCCUCCGACGGCUCCGCCGUACAGCGAUGUGCAACUACACCCACGGUGUCUCAAGCCGGACAUCGAUACCGUACUGGCGAUCAUGGAAAACAAUGCCAAGAAGAUCAAUCCGUACGAGGUGCUGCAGAUCCUGCCGGACAACAUUCCACUGGAGUCGAUCAAGAACUUCCUCGAGAUUGCUCUGAACCAUCAUCUGGAACGGAAGCGAAAGACUCAAAUCCUGAAGGGACUGUACUACGCCGAACAUCUGCAGACCCACGAGCAGAAGAUACACUACGAGUCGAAGCACUUCCUGGUGACGGAGUUGAGUGUGUGCCCGGUGUGUAAGAAGAAGUUUAGCUACCAGAGUGCGUUCGUGCGGACGCCGGAGGGCAAUAUUGUGCAUUUUUCAUGCCAGGAUAAGAUUUGAAUCAUUUUCUGGUGAUGAAUGCUAUUGUAAUCGAUAGUUGUUUAAAAUAAAACUAUUUAAUUGAUUGAAUAA